Molecule: messenger RNA, 3424 nt
Organism: Perca flavescens (yellow perch)
Lineage: Eukaryota; Metazoa; Chordata; Actinopteri; Perciformes; Percidae
Gene: cracd
Product: capping protein inhibiting regulator of actin dynamics
Exons: 9
Coding region: 320-3424 (1034 amino acids)
Biological process (GO): negative regulation of barbed-end actin filament capping; maintenance of gastrointestinal epithelium
Source: RefSeq, a predicted model, not a curated record
GCUGCCGGAGCUGGGCUUUACCUCAGGGCUGAUCACAAGGAGGAACCGCGUUCCAAAAGAGAGAAAGCGACAGGGCAAAUUCCAGCCCUUCAGACGACUCUUUGGGAAGAAGAAGAAGAGGGAGGCCGAGGGGGGCUUUGAUGGAGCAGAGCUAAAGGCGAGUUUUUCUACCGGGGAAGUGUGCAAUGGAGUUGUUUCUGACGAUGAGGAGUCAAAUUCAAAUCUGAGGGAGUUGAAUCCCAUCGGAUCUCGAGCUCUCUCACACGACAGCAUCUUUAUCCCAGAGGAGCCGGCGACCGAGCCCGGUCUAAAUCACAGCAUGUCCCAGGAAAACGUCUCGGAUAAAGUUAGGAAUCUGCAGAGGCAGAUCGCACAAGGUAUAAAGUUUGGCCAGAGACUACCUUCUCUGAGGAAAAGUGAAGGAGAUGAGGGAAGUUCAGAUGAGGAAGAGGUUCCCCGGAGUCCUCUGAAGGUUGUGGCCCAGGUAGAAGCCGAGCCAGCGGACACAGAGCCAAAGCAGGUCCAGGGGGCUCAACAAGCCGGACCACACAGCACCCCGGUGAAAUCACCGAGGUCCAAAAGAGUUCUUCCGCCCACUGGUACUAUCGAGUCCAUCGAUCUGGAUGCCGUUCCACAGUCUGUUCCUCGCCUAGACAACACCGCUGCCAAGCAUAAACUGUCCGUCAAACCCAAAAACCAGAGGAUUUCCCGCAAACACCGGCGGUUUACACAGGACCUCCAAGAGGGAUCUAUUCCCGGUGUGGUGCAAGAGGACCUCGAGGCGGCGGGCGUCUCCACGGACAACCGGCGCAGGGCCUCGGCCGAGUCCCUGGACAGCUUCAAGAAGCAGAGACUCCAUGAGGAGGAAAGACAGGAGACGAGGAGGAAGAGGGAGCUCGAGGACCAGAGGCUCCAUCAGGAGGAAGAGGAGAGGAGGAAGAGAGCAGCAGAGGAGCUGAGGCUGCGGGAACUAGAGGAGGAGGAGGAAGAACAAAGGCGGAGAGAAGAGGCGGAGAGGAGGAGGAGGAGGGAGGAGGAGGAGAGAAGGAUCCGAGAGGAAGAGGAAAGGCGGUGGCGAGAGGAGGAAGAGCGGAGGGAGGAGGAGGAAAGUAGGAUGCGAAAGGAGCAGGAGCACAGACGGCGGGAGGAGGAGAGGAGACGACUGGAAGAGCAGAGGAGGAAAGAGGAGGAGGAGGAAGCAAGGAGGCAGCAGGAGCUCGCGGAAGAGGAGAGAAAGAAAACGGAGGAAGCGGAGAAGAUGAGGUCGCGGGAGAUUGAAGAAAAGAAAAGAACGGAUGCAGAGGAGAGGAGGAGGAAGGAGGAGGAGGAGCAGAGGAGAGCUGAGGAGCUGCGCUGGAGGGAGAUGGAGGAGCGACAGAGGCCGUUCUCUUUCAAAGUGUCCUCUGGAGAAAAGCAGAUUUUGUUCCAGAAGGUGAACCUGACGCCGGUAACACCGGCUGGCGGCCACCAGAGCGCUGCUGCAGCGGAGCAGCGAGAGAGCGCCAAGGCUUCGUCCUCUGAAGGCCUGCUAACGUCUCCAUACGUCCCCCACACCGCCAUCUUGGUGACAGGCGCCCAGCUCUGUGGGACAGCGGUCAAUUUAGACCACAUCAAAGACACGGCCUGCAAGUCUCUGCUGGGUUUGGGAGAGGAUAAAAAAGCCCAGGGAACACCGCCCACCAAGAGCAAGACCUCACCGGACCGCAAGUCCGGCAAAACCAAAUCCCUCAACGAGUCCUCGUUCUCUACGGACCAGUCCGUCCUGGCAGAAUGGGCCAGCAUCCGAUCAAAGAUAUUCAAGGGGGUAGAGGAGGGGAAAUACGACGAGUACCCAGAGCCGAGCAAGGGCCAGCCUCAGACCGGCGGCGAAGAGCCGCCUGCGUUCUCCCACGCGAACCUCAGGAAGACCAUGUCUGCCAGCGCCAAGUUCUCCAUCACCCCUGCGAAGAAGAAGUUUGGAGAUUCAAACAGGAACUCUGAGGUGUUCGGCGCAGAUGAUAAGGAAGCAGGAGAGGAAGCGACUCGGUCUGACAGCCCGACCGCAGCGUCCCCAGCGCCGUCCUCUAAACCUCAGAGCAGGACGAGCAAAACCGUCCGCAUCGUGGAAAGAGGGUCAGAGGAAUGCGUGUUUGCCAAAGACCUCCCCUCUUUCCUGGUUCCCAGCCCCGGAGCCAAACCUGAGGGGCCAGAGUUGAAGAGCCCAGCUCAGAGGGAGACGGAGGGGUCUGAAAGUGAGGAGGGAGAGAUCCGAGGCCAGGACGGUGAGGACCAGCCCUCGCCUUUUGGCAUAAAGCUGAGGAGGACCAACUACUCCCUGCGCUUCCACGGCGAACAGUCCACCGAGAAAAGGAAGAAGCGGUACAGUGCAGGGGACAGCUUCGACGGCGUCCCUUCUCCUCUCACCCCCAUUGAGCCCGACUCCGACGCUUCCUCUGUCUUUUCGGACAAAUCCACAACUCCUACAUCGCCUCUGAAAGAAGGCGCGGCCGGCAAGUACUUCCAUGCAUCCGCCUCCCACGCCGUCCCUCGGGCUAAACCGGGUAAGUCUACCAGCCCGAUCUCACACAGCGAGGGUGAGAAAGUGCUUUCCAAGCCACCUGUCUACCGAAGACCGACCACGUCACCCAAACCUAGCGGAGCAGCCCCUACGCCUCCCCCAUCGCCGCUACCUAAAGCGGUCCAUGGGCCUCCCGGUGAUGCCGGGGUCCGGAGGACAGGGGCUGCAGAGACAUCCGGCCAGGAGCAGACCAACCGGAGCGAGGACCCUUCAGCGGUGGCCCAGUUGCACCGGUGCAGCCAAGGCCAGGUCCAAGGGGAAGAGGAGCCGAAGGAGAAGAGAUCCUUCUUCCAGUCCAUUAACAUCCCCUGGAGAGAGAAGACGGACAGAAAGACAGAGCUCAUCAAGAGAGAAAAACCAUCGCUACAGAGCAGGCACUCGCUGGACAGUGCGAAGGUCCAGGAGAAGGAGGCCGGGCCCUUAUGGAUCACACUGGCUCUGCAGAAGCAGAAGGGCUUCAGGGAGCAGCACCAGAACCGAGAGGACCGUCGUAGCCACAGAGCUGAAAAACUGGCUGAAAAACAAGCCAGAGAGAGAGACAGCGUCAUGCUGGUGAGCCCCACAGAGAGCAGAGGAAGCGGGAGCACCAGUCCUUCUUCUAAACCUCAGACGCCAGAGGAGCCCAAGAGACCCGACAGCCUCCUGGGGCGAUUUGAGCGCAGAGAAAACCUGAAAAAAGCCAACACUUUACCCAGCUCUGUCACUGUUGAGAUUGCAGACUCUACGCCGUCGCCACCUGCUGUCAAGGAGGUGUCAAAGCGCUUCCCCUCCAGUGACUCCCCGCAGGUGUCCACGGAGCCGGCAUGGCUGGCUCUGGCCAAGAGAAAGGCCAAAGCCUGGAGCGAUUGUCCUCAGAUCAUCAAAUAA